Molecule: messenger RNA, 903 nt
Organism: Penicillium canariense
Lineage: Eukaryota; Fungi; Ascomycota; Eurotiomycetes; Eurotiales; Aspergillaceae
Exons: 3
Coding region: 1-903 (300 amino acids)
Source: RefSeq, a predicted model, not a curated record
AUGUCCACGGAUGGGACGUACCUCGAGGUUGAUGUCGUCGCGAUUAGCGGAUCCGAAGACCUCCGGCAGGGCUUAGGAAAAUUUGUGGCUUUCGCACGUGGAAUGGGGGCGAAGGAAGAGAGGAGAAGGGAACAGGGGCAGGGCCCAACGUUCAGCGAAGAGGCGAUUCCGGCACUCUCGACUCCCACACAAGAAAUUGAGGUCGAUGGGGAGGUCAAGCACAAUUGGGGGGGAAAGGAAGGAAGAAGGAGAGGGCUUGGUCAGGUCGCAAGGCCAGUUCUUGUUGUGUCUCGUCUGUCGAGGACACCCUUCCCCACCAGCAAACCUACAACCCUGCCGUACUACCUCUACUACCUACGAGCAUCCUUUGCCCCUGAUAUCGACAUCCUCGGUGCUGGUGUCACCAUCCCGUAUCCUAACCGCAUGAAAAGAAUGAUGGGCAUCAAAUACGGUGUGGCGUUCAGUAUUGCGAUCCAUAUGGCGGUGCUACUCGAAAGUUGGUCCGAGUGGCCGCGAAAAGGGGCUAGCCAUGUUAUCGGUGGUGACGGCCAGGAGAUGGGCCAGGCCAGACGAGGUAGACUACACACUGCGGUCAUGUAUUCGUGUGGAUGCUGCGACAUCAGCAGUCUGUGCAAGACGAAAACGGUCGAGACCGUGGGUGGCCUCAGGCGCCAACUCCAUUCGCAUUCCGCUGUGAAUCCUACCGCGUCGCAUUAUGCAACGGUCGAGAUCACUGCCUCGGGCAAGUCUAAGGAAGGGGAGGUGGGGCAUGGGCCGAAAGAAGCGACUCUCACGAUUUCAGAUCUCGUAGCUUUCCCCCGUCUGGUUUAUAAAGCAUUGCUCGUAUCUGCACCGUUGACCGAUGCGCAAAGCCACGGAAAUCAUCGGCUAAUUUCCGAUUGA